Molecule: messenger RNA, 1710 nt
Organism: Paramecium tetraurelia
Lineage: Eukaryota; Ciliophora; Oligohymenophorea; Peniculida; Parameciidae
Exons: 4
Biological process (GO): COPII-coated vesicle cargo loading; endoplasmic reticulum to Golgi vesicle-mediated transport; intracellular protein transport
Cellular component (GO): endoplasmic reticulum exit site; COPII vesicle coat
Molecular function (GO): zinc ion binding; SNARE binding
Source: RefSeq, a predicted model, not a curated record
AUGAGACCACCAAUGGCGCCAGCUUACUUUUUUAUGAUUGACAUGUCGCAAAAGAGUCAAGAAUUAUUAGGAAUUAUGGGGUAGAUCAUCAAGGAUAUGAUUGUGGAAGAUAAAUUGAAUCAAAGAACAUUGCUUGGAUUCAUUAUGUUCAAUACUUGUAUACAUUCGUACAAUUUCAAUUCUAAAAUUAAAUAAGUAUAAAUGUAUGUGUUAACAGAUGACAACGAAAUGCCAACUCCUGAUGAUUAUUUAUAUUAUUGUGGCCUUUCUGAAUCAAUUGGAUAGUUUAUUUCCUAAACAAAAUUAAAGAGUACUUAGUUCAUUUCAGCAUUUAAUUUUGCUUUUAAAAUUAUGUAAGACAAAGGAGGCAAAUUGAUCAUUUUGACCUCCUCUCCAAUUAAAGAGUUGAAUCUAACUGAUAAUUCUAAAUCAUCUUAGAAUCGCUUUUUAACAAUAAACAAUGUAUUAAAGUAAAUCACUGGAAAAAUGCAUUUGAACUGCAUAUGUUCUUCAAUCUUUGUUUUACCUUGUGGAUUCAAUAAUGUUGUGACUCUAAAUUAAUUAGUCAAAUUCUUGAAUGGCGACAUCUUUUUUUAUGAUGAUACCGCUAUUUGCAGUAAGCUCAAAGGUUUUAUUCCGAUUUAAUUUCAGUUUUGGAGAGAGAUUAUACUUGGGAAUCAGUCUUCGGAAUUCGAAUAUCAAUUGGAUGGAAAGUUAAUUUAUAGAAUAGUCAAAAGAAAUGAAUCAACCUAGAGCUCCUUAAGAUAAUUUAUAUCUAUAAGCCGCUUUACUAUAUGCUUCAACCCAAGGGGGGAGAAGAAUACAUAUUCAUAAUUUUUGUAUUCCUACAGUGAUUUCUUGAGGGCUAUCUAUUCUCAAAUCGAUUAAUCAUGUUUAGAAAUCUCAUUGUACAUAAGAUUGCCCUGUCUCAAUUAAAUAGUGCCAAAGAGAUCAAAGACUGUAUUCAAACCAAUGAUUUCUUAAUAGCUAAAACCAGAUCCAUAACUAAUAAUUCUAAGAUUUUCAAGGAACCCCUUGAUUCUUUAACUUUUAUAUGUUAGGAAUCAUGAAAUCCUCAAUUAUGCCUAUGAUCAACAGUUAGCCCUAACAGAUUAUAUGAUUUCCUUCAGAUCAAUUAUCCAAUAUACAGAUGUGGAUGAAUUGAUUACAUACAUACAUAGGUAGUCAGAUAUUUAAUCUAUGAUACCACAGUUAUACAACAUUUCUAUCUUACAAGAACAAGAUUACUUUUAGGAUGAAAAUGGGUAUUUCACAUAUCCAUAACCGAUUUCCUUAGUUUUGGAGGAGGUUUCGAAUGGAGGAUUACUACUGAUGGAUUGCGGUUAUUAUUUGAUAUUGUUUAUAUGCAAAAGUAUUGAAUCUUUAAUAAUUAGGUUGCAUGAUGAAAGUCAAAUUGGCGACAUAUUUGGGAAAUAGUACUAUAGUCUCAAUCUAGUAGAGGAUAAUCUUUAUUUCAAUUCUAAAAACCCCAUAAAUGAUAAACUACAUUAUCUAAUUACAGAAUUGAGAAAGUAAACAUUCAAUGUUAUUAUGUUUAGCAACAAGUAUAGUAAAUAUGCCUCAUUGUAUAUAGUGAAAUAAGGAUGUAAGAGUUAUUGGGAGGAGGUUUUCUUUCAAAACUUAAUUUACGAUGAUUUUAAUAAGAAUUAUAGAAUGGAUUAUAAUCAAUUUGUAAAAUAUAUUGGUUGA